ACUCAGCAGAGCGCCGAGAUCAGGAGCACAGAUACUCAACUCAUCCAACAUGGAGCUUCGGGUUUGCCACUGUGGCUGGUCCAGUGUCACAACUUACCAUGGCCUGAGAAUUCACCAGGGAAAGAAUGGAUGCACGCCAAAGGGAAUGAGGAUCCCAGAAGAUGGACAAUUAGGUUUCCAUUCCUUUAUGGAACCUCAGAUCAGAGGAGCACCUUCUAUGUUCAUGCAUCAUAGGAAUUCUAUGGCUGAAAGUCAGAGAGAACGGGAGAGAGAGCGAGAACGGCAGCAACAGCUGGAGAGAGAACAGGAGAGAGAACGGGAGAGAGAACAGGAGAGAGAACGGCAGCAACAACUGGAGAGAGAAUGGGAGAGAAAACGGGAGAGAGAACGGGAGAGAGAACAGGAGAGAGAACAGCAGAAACAACUGGAGAGAGAACGGGAGAAAGAACGGCAGCAACAGCUGGAGAGAGAACGGGAGAGAGAACGGCAGCAACAGCUGGAGAGAGAACGGGCAAGAGAACGGGAGAGAGAACAGGAGAGAGAAUGGGAGAGAGAACAGGAGAGAGAACGGCAGCAACAGCUGGAGAGAGAACGGCAGCAACAACUGAAGAGAGAACGGGAGACAGAACGGAAGAGAGAACGGGAGAGAGAGAAGGCUCAAAAGCUACAAAAGGCAAGACAAGAAAAGAUGAAAGCUGAUUUAUUGCAGAAAAUUGAUAUCAGAGAGCACAAGAUGGCCGAAGUCAGAUCGUCUGAAAUAGAUUGCAAGGGUAGUUUGGAUGCCGAGUGGCUGGAGAUCAAUGACUUCUUCACAGAGGUGAUCAAAGUUGUGGAGGAUGCUAAACAGAAAGCGCUUCAGUCUCUGGAGGAGAGGAGACGGAAAGUGAAAAGAGAUGCGCAAGAUCUCGUCCAGAAGCUGCAAAGAGAAAUUGAUGUGCUCAAAAAGGCCAUUGAUGAGUCAGACAAAAACCCAGACUUGGAGGUUUCUCCUCUGAUAGGCCUCAAUGAAUCUACUGACUGGAAAAAUUUAUGUGACGACACUUCACUCUCCUUCGGUACCCUGCGAGCUACGACCUCAGCCACGAUGAAGCAAAUUCAGCAGGAGAUAGAAAAACUUUCAUCCAUCGAACUCAAGAGGAUUUCUGCAUUUGCAGUGGAUGUCACACUGGACCCAGCUACCGCACACCAAAGCCUUACGAUUUCUGAUGAUGGGAAAAAAGUGAGAAAUGGUGGAAAGACAGCGAAAGGUCCUGAUUCUCCACAGAGGCCUAAUGAGUUUAGUGUCCUGGGGCUCAACAGGCUAACUUCUGGGAAAUCAUACUGGGAGGUGGAGGUCAGCAAAAAGAAUGGGUGGGUUCUGGGCGUGGCGAGACGUAAUGAUAACCGCAAGGGGAAACUCUUCCUGAACCCUGAUAACGGUUACUGGGCUGUUGUACAUUAUGAAGACAAAAAAUAUGCAGCCCGGACAGUACCACCCAUGAACCUUUCACUGAAAGAGAAACCUCAGAAGGUCGGGGUGUUUGUAGAUUAUGAGGAAGGUCUCGUGUCCUUUUACGAUGUGAUGUCUCAGUCUCACAUCUUCUCAUUCACUGAGUGCUUGUUCGGUGGUGAGAUCCUCCCGUACUUCAGUCUGCAUCUGAAACAAGAUGAGAAAAUCACUGAUCCUUUGAUCAUCUCUGCUGUGCAAAAGCGCUCAUAAUCACAUGCACUGGAUCUGGUGCAGUGAAUGCAUCACUGAUAAACAAUAGAUAAGUUCAGGUGUGCCGUAAGAGUUUAAUGUUUCUUCUGGGUUUAAAUUCAGUUUUCACGCCAUCGGGAAUUUGAUUGUCUGGGUUUAGACAUUCUUUUUUGAUAAUAACACUAAUAAUGAAGGUACUAUGAUGAAGAGAUCAGUGUUUGAGUUUUGUUUAAUCACUAUACAGCAAUGCAAAUGUAUACAUACUAUGGAAAUUAACUUGUGUUUCGGGAUCCCCAUCUAUCGAGACUGGCUAUAAAUGACAUUUAUUAUGUGCAGAUGGAUUAAUUAACAGGGACUCUUCUCUUUCCAUUACUGUUUUCAUUUGAACUUUGCUACAAAUAGUUGUUAUCUUCUCUAUGACCAUUUUUACAAGAUGGGUUACAGGAUAUUCAAUUCUCUUUUUAGCUCUGUUUUAUGUAACUUCAUACAUCUGUUAAAUAAUUUGUCUCACUGGGUAGUUUAGACAAUGUAAACUGAGGCUUUUUCUA
Molecule: messenger RNA, 2226 nt
Organism: Archocentrus centrarchus (flier cichlid)
Lineage: Eukaryota; Metazoa; Chordata; Actinopteri; Cichliformes; Cichlidae
Product: zinc finger CCCH domain-containing protein 13-like
Exons: 9
Coding region: 50-1699 (549 amino acids)
Molecular function (GO): protein binding
Source: RefSeq, a predicted model, not a curated record